UUUUCUAGGACCCAACGGUGUUCUGUAGCUAAUGCUGGAGCAGCGUAAACGAAAUCAAAUCGAUCAGUUUUGAACGCAACAGUCAGACUAAAUAAAACAGGACGGUAGGACGGUUCAGGAAAUUAUGUAAUCAAUUACGAUCCUUUUUUGGGAUAGUCCGCCACGACGUCUGGGUUUUAUAACAGCAGCACUGGGACUCUGGGGUCGUGAUGUCAUCACAUUGUAACGCGCAUCCUGUCUCGAGCCGGACAGCGCGAGCGGAACAGUUCACGCCGCGACGCGAUUCUCAGAACAGACGCUUCUUUCUUCGGUCACAAGAGUUAGUUUUUUCUUUCGAGCUGCAAUUUUUUGUUUUAGAAGCAAGCAACAGAAACAGACCUUGCCAUGGAAAUCAAAACGAUCCUGUUUUUAAUUCUGAGUGCCCACGCAUGCUCUGCCUUCAACAUUAGUGAUGAAAACAGUUUCGCUGUAGAUGCAACAACUAUUGACCUGCUUGAAGUUCAUCAUAAGAAGCCACAAGCCGCCGUUGGACGCAGUUUUUCUGUGUUGCUUCAUACCCAGACUGAUGAACCGAUUGACUUGCCCGACUCUGUAAUACCAAAUAAGACUGGUAAUGAGAUAAGCCGUCAAGCAUCCCGAAGUAGGAAAAGAGUGCCUCCAUGUAUCAUCAGUGAUACAAAUGCAACGAAAUGCAACCAGACUACAAUCCAGAUAUUCAGGAUCUCAGAAGAGGCUGUUGACUUCCUUAAAAGCCCACUGGUCACACGCAUCAUGCCCUCAUUCUACAUCUUCAUCAUCCUCAUUAGUUUGCCCCUGAACGCUUUGGCCCUGGUGGCGUUCACCUGUAGGAUUCAAGUGAAGAAACCAGCGGUGAUCUACAUGUCUCACCUGGCGUGUGUGGACCUGCUCUUCACCCUGCUGCUGCCACUGAAGAUCCACUACCAGCUGAACUCUUCAGAUUGGGUGUUCGGUGAGGCUCUGUGUCGUGUGAUCAGUGCAGCUUACUACUGCUACAUGUACUGCUCCAUACUGCUGAUGAUGUGCAUGAGUGUGGACCGGCUGCUGGCCGUGGUGUUUCCCAUCGCCUCUCUGACCUGGAGGAGCAUGAGGAAAGCCUCAUGUGUGUGUGUGCUGGUCUGGCUGCUGGCGCUCGCUGGUACUGUGCCACUUCUCUUAGUGAGACAGACAUUCAAGAUUAAGGAUGUGGGACUCACCUGCCAUGAUGCCCUGAUCCACAGUGACCCCAAAGAUCAGCAGUACAUGUAUCAGUUCUCCAUUCUUUCCAUUGUCUACUUCUUUGUGCCACUUAUCACCACCUUAGUGAGCUACUCCACCAUCAUAUAUGUGCUCCAUACCAAAUGUAUUCAAUUUGUGAAGUCCUCAUCGCUCUCAGACAAGCGAAGGAGAGCUGUGAUUAUGGUUAUCACUGUGCUGAUGGUGUUUGUUUUGUGCUUCGCACCAUCCAAUGGCAUCCUAUUGUACCACUGUGUUCGUUUAGCUACUGGAUACGACCACGGUGAGGGAGAUUCAUCAUACAAAGCUUAUCUGAUAGCUGUGUGUUUGGGGAGCUCAAGUGUUUUUCUGGACCCUCUGCUGUACUACUACGGCUCGUCUCAAUGCAGACAGAAGAUCAGCUCUGUCUUUUGGUGGAGAUGGGGAAAAAGCACCUCAUCAAAUUCAUGCAGUCAGUCAAAAUCCUCUUUUCUGAGUUCGGAGUACAGUCAGGCACGCAUUAAGAUGUGAACUGUUUUGUGACUGAGCGUGCACAGUGAUACUAAAAUCAUUGUACAUCGCCAUGUCCACGUUUUUCGAAAAUAUCAAGAUUUCAGGCCAAAAAAUUAAAGUUAAGUGGCAGUAAAUAUGCCUGAAACAGAACAGAAUAUUUGUAUAGAAGAGACUUAAAAAUCUAUAUUUAAAAAAUGUACUUGAUGCACUUAGAUACAUUUUUACAAAACAAAUAGAUAAUAAAACUGGUCAUGUUGUUAUCUUUAUACUUUUUGAAUGAUUAAUUAGCACAAUUAGCAUGUUCUAAAAAAAUUAAGCAAUGUAUACUGUGUGUGGAACAGAAUAGCAUGAUAUUGACUAUUUUGUAAUUCUGAAGGCAAAACAUUAAGCUACAGUUACUGUAAUUCAUUAUAUAUAAUCACAUUGCCAGUAUAUAUUAACAGAUUUUUUCAUCUCUGUAUUUAGUAUAUAACCUUUGCUUUACAGGUUCACCAUACUAUAUUAAAUUGCCAGGUAUAACCGACAGCUUAAAUAUGCAAAUAUCUCUGCAUAUUAAAUAUGAUAUGUGCAUAUGGACAAUAUAUGUAAAUAAUGUGUGCAUCUUUUUAUUAUUGUAUUUUAAUAAAAUGUAUUGAAUUUUUAUAUUUUUACAAAAUGGUGACUAGUUGUCAAACAAGCCUAUUUUAAUACUUUGUUGCUUAAACUGAAAUGCUAAAAUCCUGCCUUACAACAGAGAUAGCUAUGCCUAGUCAUGUUUUUUCGCUUGCGUCAUAUUUAUCUGAUGUACAGAUAAGCGUAACUUCCCCAUUCUUUGAAUAACUAUUCUCAGAUCAGGACAUCACUUAUAAGCCACUCAUUUCAUUCAUAUUCGAUUAUGCUGCAUGUACGAUUCCCUGGAAUAAAUAUAUACAAAAAUAAUGUAGUUAAUGUAAUUUGGACCCUUUUAUAUUUGCUGCAUUAGCCGACCAGAUUUAGUUCAUUCAUGAAUUUACACUUUUUCAACCAAUAAUGACAAUUAUUUGCAAAGACAGUAUAAAAUGUUGUCCUAUGUCAUAUGCCAUGCAGUUAGCCUAUGUGAUUAAAAACAUUUUUCAUCUGAAGCAUG
Molecule: messenger RNA, 2830 nt
Organism: Puntigrus tetrazona (Sumatra barb)
Lineage: Eukaryota; Metazoa; Chordata; Actinopteri; Cypriniformes; Cyprinidae
Product: proteinase-activated receptor 1-like
Exons: 4
Coding region: 385-1743 (452 amino acids)
Biological process (GO): phospholipase C-activating G protein-coupled receptor signaling pathway; thrombin-activated receptor signaling pathway; positive regulation of blood coagulation
Cellular component (GO): membrane
Molecular function (GO): thrombin-activated receptor activity
Source: RefSeq, a predicted model, not a curated record